GUGCUUCACUGCCAUCUGGUGGUCAGUGUGCAGAACAGCAUCUGCAUCCUGUGUGAAAGAUGGCGUCAGGAGUCCUUCAGAGAGUGAGCGGCGGCUUGGGCCGGGCUAAAAGCGGAGCCCACACAGCCGGACAGCUUCUCCUUUGGAACAGAGUGUUUUCCACAUCCGGCAUCAACAGAGAAGACAGUUGGUUCAAAUCGUUAUUUGUCAGGAAAGUUGAUCCUAGAAAGGAUGCACAUUCAACUCUACUGACCAAAAACGAGGAAAGUAACCUCUACAAAAUCCAGUUCCAUAAUGUAAAGCCAGAGUGCCUUGAUGCAUACAACAAGCUCUGUGAGGAUGUUUUGCCCUCCAUCCAUGCUGAUAAGUACUACCCCUGUGAGCUGGUGGGCACCUGGAAUACUUGGUAUGGAGAACAGGACCAGGCUGUUCAUUUGUGGCGUUACCGAGGUGGUUACCCAGCUUUGACUGAGGUGAUGAAUAAGCUACGUCAGAACAAGGAGUUCACAGAGUACAGGAAGGAGCGUGGUAAAAUGCUACUGUCUCGCCGGAACCAGCUUCUGCUGGAAUUCAGUUUCUGGAAUGAACCGGUACCCAGAGAGGGACCCAAUAUCUAUGAGCUCAGGUCAUACCAACUCAGGCCAGGAACCAUGAUUGAGUGGGGCAAUUACUGGGCAAGAGCUAUUGGGUUACGCCAGCACAACAGGGAAGCUGUAGGAGGAUUUUUCUCACAGAUCGGCAACCUUUACAUGGUUCAUCACCUCUGGGCCUACAAAGACCUUCAAUCCAGAGAAGACACAAGGAACGGUGCAUGGCAGGAGGAAGGUUGGCACGAGGUGGUCUAUUAUACAGUCCCUCUUAUCCAGCAUAUGGAUUCCAGGAUUAUGAUCCCCACCAAGGCGUCGCCACUGAAGUGACGAGUCACGUUGUGGCCCCACAUGAACGAGAUCAUCGCUUUAUGACUUAAACAACCCCUUUUUUUCUUUAUAUCAUUGUCAUUUGAGGAUUGGUCAACCCAGUGAACGAUACCGCUUAUAAGCAGUAAGCGCUACAUUUUCAUUGAUUGGCACAGUGGCGUAGCAUAGCAUGGGGUGGAAGGGCUUUAAAAAUCAACAGACAUGAGUAACUAAAUACUGUUUAGUGUCAUAUUUCUAUGACGCCUUAGAGAUAGAGUUGUCAAAAGGUCAUUAAAUCAGCUACGCACUGAAGAGCACCGAGUUUCAAAUCUACCAGUGUGUAUUUGAAAUGUAAACAAAAAAACUGUCUGAUGCUCUCAACUGCUGGUCCUCACUGGACAACACCGUGGAUUUUUAUUUAUUGUCACCUUCAUCGCUAAGACCUCAAUGAUUAUGACUUUCUGUUGCGAAGUAUCAACAUUUGUAACAUAUCAGGAAAAAGUUUAUAUUUGACUGAAAUGUGUUUCUUUUGCUACCCCCCCCUUCACCCCCAGUUUCGUUUUUGAGAUGUUAUAAGAAGUUCUUGUGACAUUUCCUUGUGUAUGUAAAUCUCGUGUGAAUUAAGCAUGCCUUGUUUAACAGUUGUAAUUAUCGUAAUUACGUAAUUAAGCCGAGGUCGCAACUGGAUGUAGGAUUUUUGUCUGAGUUUUUUUUUUGUUUGUUUUAUUUUCAAAUUUUUUUCAUGACUAUGAAGGAGUAAGUUACAUCUGAAAUACCUGAACGUGCACUAAUUACGUAUAUGAGGUGCACGGCACACAUAAAGAGUCUGCAGGUGUGACGUACAAAAAUAUCGACGUUUUGCUGUACAGACGACGUGCAAAGGCAUAUGAAAAGAACAAAAGCGCCUGUACAUUGUGACAUCACAAAGAACCUUUGCAGCCAGUCUACAACUCACACACACUCUGUGCUUUUUCUACCGGUAGGACCAGUUGUGACCAAGGCUUAAGAUAUCAUCGGGGGGGUGUUGAUAAACCACAUCAUGGGCAAUCAUGCCACUACAUAUUGUAAUAUCCAAUUUUUGCCAAAAAAAGAAUGCGCAUGUGUUUUGUUUGCUCAAAUGGGCAAAGAACCACACCUCAGAUUAAAAAGAAGUCCAAGCAACAGUUUUACUGUUUAA
Messenger RNA from Doryrhamphus excisus (bluestripe pipefish), 2073 nucleotides. It is a transcript of the gene nipsnap2, whose product is annotated as nipsnap homolog 2. Lineage: Eukaryota; Metazoa; Chordata; Actinopteri; Syngnathiformes; Syngnathidae. The record is from RefSeq and is a predicted model, not a curated record. Gene Ontology annotation, cellular component: mitochondrion.